GCCCUGGUGCUGGAUUGGAAAUAGGCUUUUAAAAAAAAAAAGAGCCCCAGCGGCGAUAUAGAGAGAUAGAUAUUAAAAAUACCACAGGCAAGGAGCAGAGAAAUGAGGGAAGAAGCCGCUGCAACCCCCACCUAGGAAAAGCAGAGAAAUCUCCAAGUGACAAUCUGUUUAAAAAAAGCUUGUACCAUGCUGCAAAGCUGACAAUUUGAUGAUACCUCUUCCUCCUCCCGUACCACCCCUUCCAUUUUUCGUCUACACCAAAGAAGGAAGGUGGAGAAAUUUGGCUGUUCCAUCUCUGUUUUCGAUUUGACUUGAGGAUGUGUUGUCUCUUAAAAAAUGUACAAAAGAAGACAAAAAUGGAAGAUUUGUCAAGACCUUUGGUGGUGCUAAACUUGUAGUAGCCCAUUGUUUUAACCGUGAUGAUAUUCUAAAAUUCCAAGUUUUGGCAUUGUUGGUUUGCAUGGCAAAGUAACCGUGGAGAAGCCAGGCUAUCACAAACUUAUGGAUUUUGAUAAGAGAGGGGGUAGGGGUGACACGGAAGAAACAAGAAGAAUGUCAAAAUCCGGUGGGCGGGGAACCAACUGUGGCCGGAGUACGGGGACCAGCUCUGGAGUCUUAAUGGUGGGCCCCAACUUUCGGGUGGGGAAGAAGAUUGGAUGUGGAAAUUUUGGAGAGCUUCGUCUAGGAAAGAAUUUGUACACAAAUGAAUAUGUGGCCAUCAAACUGGAACCUAUAAAAUCCAGGGCUCCGCAACUUCAUUUAGAGUACAGAUUCUACAAACAGCUCGGCAAUGCAGAGGGAAUUCCUCAGGUUUACUACUUUGGCCCUUGUGGAAAGUACAAUGCCAUGGUACUAGAAUUGCUGGGACCUAGCUUGGAGGAUUUAUUUGAUCUUUGCGAUCGAACGUUUUCCAUUAAAACCGUAUUAAUGAUAGCUAUACAGUUGAUUACAAGGAUGGAAUUUGUACACAGCAAAAGUUUAAUAUACAGAGAUGUUAAACCAGAGAAUUUCUUAGUGGGUCGACCAGGGAGCAAACGACAACAUACCAUUCACAUCAUAGACUUUGGCCUUGCCAAGGAAUACAUUGAUCCAGAGACCAAAAAGCACAUCCCAUACCGAGAGCACAAGAGCUUAACUGGGACAGCACGAUAUAUGAGCAUAAACACACACCUAGGCAAAGAACAAAGUCGAAGGGAUGACCUCGAAGCAUUAGGCCACAUGUUUAUGUACUUCCUGCGUGGUAGUUUGCCUUGGCAAGGUUUGAAGGCUGAUACAUUAAAAGAAAGGUAUCAGAAAAUAGGUGACACCAAACGAGCUACCCCAAUUGAAGUCUUAUGUGACAACUUCCCAGAAGAAAUGGCAACGUACCUCCGCUAUGUACGAAGACUUGAUUUUUUUGAGAAACCAGACUAUGAAUACCUGCGAAAACUCUUCACUGAUUUAUUUGAUAGAAAUGGCUUUGUGUUUGAUUACGAAUAUGACUGGGUUGGCAAACCACUACCAACUCCUAUUGGUUCAAUCCAUGCUGACAUACCACUCUCACCACCCAAUCGAGAUAAAGCACCACAACAAACCAAACAGGUGGUCAGUUCAACAAAUGGAGAGCUUAACACAGAUGACCCCACAGCAGGACACUCCAAUGCACCCAUCACAGCCCCAGCAGAGAUUGAAGUGGCAGAUGAUACAAAGUGCUGUUGUUUCUUCAAGAGGCGGAAGAGGAAAACCAUUCAGCGCCAUAAGUGACUCUGGAAGCUGCUGUGAGAUUUACAAGCGUGUUCUGCAACUUUCCAGUCAUAAUUAAUUCAGAAAUCCAUCCCUUUUGUGGCAGGCGUCUGCCGUUGUCUAAGAUCAUGACUUUUCUGCCCAGCAUUUUGGGCUUCUGACAUUGGUACUCUUUUUUGCUGUGAAGUUCAUACUAGUGGACUUGGCAAAUGCACCAUGCAAAGUUUUUACUUCCUUUUCUGUGGGAACCCACGAAAGCAUCGUCUUUGAAAUAAACACCUGAAAUCUGCAUUAAAUAGGGUUAGUUCUCUCAAUGGGAUCAAGGCAGUGUUGAGUUCAAGUUUUUAAAAAGUUCCAGAAUGAAAAAGCAACAAUUACUUCAAGAUUUUGGUGGGCUGCUGAUAUAAUUUGAAACUCAACUCGAGACAUGAUUCAUUCAUCUCCAGUGUUAUAAUUGCGAGUCAUACGAUAAUUUUUUUCUUUAUUUUUUUUUUUCCUUUUGUUUUGAUCAACCUGAAUGCAUGGUGUAGUCACUGUCGUUGGGUACUGUUGGGAUGAGGAAGUGGCCUGCAGGCUUUCCUCACCUUUUAAUUGCACUUUCGAUAACAGUAUGUAAGAGCUUUUGGAUCUGAUUGUGCAAAAACUGUUUCUAUGUACCUUUUUAAGGGAAUACAAAAAUGGUAGGAAAUGUAGCAUGUUUUUAAAUGUAAUAAUGUUUGCAAAAUGUAAAUGAAGCAGUUGCAUUAUUAAACUGGGUAGAAUUAGGACCUGAUAGUUCACAGAAAAAAAAACUUGUUCAAAUUCAGAUCUAGUUUGAGCUUUUGAGAUCCAGAUGGCACAAGGGCCAUAUAUGAACAGGAGGUGGUCAUCGUCUGAAUUUUAGCAGCUGUACCAUGAGAUAAAAUGGCACUUCAGACACGAUAGAGGUGAAUGGGUCAUUUGUGGAGGCACCAUUUAUAUUGGAUCUAGGCAAAGCAACCCAGUUAAUAGGGGAAGGGUUUUGUACAGUUGAAGGCUUCUGUCAUAGUCAUGCCAUAUACUGAGAGAUCAGCAUUCAAGUUUUGUUACCAGUACUCUUAGAGCACGAGGUAAGACAGGAGGAGGAUCUCGUAUUUCAAAGCAUUCGGCGUUGGCAAGUUUACAGCAAAGCACUUUGGAAGGCUUCUAAACAAAAUUCUUGAACUAGUUCAAAUUGUCAAGUAAAAAGUGGGCAAAAGCACUCUGAGACAUCAUGAAGUUUUCAAUUUAGGCAAGAGCAGUGAAGAAGAGUAAGUUAGCAGUCAUUCGAUCAGGCCCAUCAGACAGCAAGGAGAAUUCUUCAGGUUUCAAUGACUUUGUUGGAAAGUUAGUAACGUGAGCAGUGACAAAGUACCUCAAUUUCUGAAUUGGAAGCCACAGCUGUUAGUCUUAAUUAGGACAGAAAUUAAUUUGAAGUAAAUCUUGAUUUCAGAGGUUUACCAAUUACCAGCUUUACCCGUUGCGUUCAAUGUGCUGUAAGCUGUUCGUGUAGCCAUAUUUUUGGUGUGUCGAACUACAAAGAUUUUAUGCACAAUUUUAUUUAGAAAAUCCAUUGUUUUUACUUCAAAGUUCAUUUCAUUUAAAAUGUUACACCAUUUUAGAAUCCACUCUAUCCCCCUUCUGUUUUAAGGCUGCAGGUUUUUCUCAGGAAAUUAGGGUACUUAAAAUGGACCCCUGAUGAGAAUGGGCUAUUGAUUGAUUAUCCAUCUCAAUAGAUUCUUGGUAACUAUAGGUACAAGUAAAACUUGGAUUAUAAACUUCUACCUAGAGUGAAUCAUUGGUCCUGCACAUAACUAAGCUUAUAGGUUACGUACUUUACUGUGAGUCAUCUUUACUGAAGCUGUUUCCAUUGGUGCAGUACCUAACAGGUCUAUUUCUGGUGCAGAGAAACACUCAUCCACAACCAUGUGCAACAUUUUAUUUGUGUAACAUUCAGUUUUUAGUUGGUUAAAAAUUUUUUUGGAUGCUUAAGUGUUGUUGUGGAUUGUGUCCAUUUGCCAAUGAGAUAUAAGGAGGGCAACACAGGAACAAAAGGGUAACAAUGUUGGCCCUGAUCUUCUGUUACCUGGUCUCCACGGUAAACAUUGUUUGAUAUGCUUGCAUCGUAAUAUAUUAAUGAAGAAACUACAGUACUAAGUGAUGGUUUUUGUAUGGAAAUAUGAAGUAAUUCUUUUGCAUUUUCAAUUUUUCUUUCCAAAGUAUCAUUGAGUAUUCAGAGAGUUAGUUUGGCCAAUAUGGUUAAAGCACUCCUGAAACCUAAUUUGCAGGUGUGUCUGGUCCUUUCCACAAGUGAAAAUAUGAAGACAUUUUAAGUGAAAAUUAUGCUUAUUGUUUUUUUCUGAAAUAAUGUUAAGCUUUGUGUUCACAAAUAUCUUGUGAACUACCACAAUUUUUUCUGAAAAUUGAGAAUUCAACAUGUCAGGUAUGUGAGACUACCCAAAGGUUUUUAGCUGAGGCUAGUAUUGCACAGUUGUAUUUUUAUUACGUUCCCACCCCUGAAGUAUAAACUAAUUUACAGUUAGAUAUAGACCUUUCCUGAGAGAAGGCAGAACUGAUUUUGUAACUUCCAAAAACAUGCACUUUUCAUACUGGUGAUCUCAAUUCAGCACAACCAAUGUGUAAUUUCCCUUGGACAGAAAAAUUAUGGAAUUAAGUGCUGAACAGAGAGUAUCUUUAAAAAUAUAAACCUAAUGUUUGGUGGGCUGUUGACGGUCAUACCUUAUUUUAAUACUUAUUGUUGUAUAUAGACUUUCAAAAAUUUAUGUGGGCAGUUUGAGCUGUCAGAAAUGACCAAGAGUUUGACUGUGAAUCAUCUCCAUUUCCACUUAAAUGGAUAGAAAGAGGAGUCACAAAUAAUGUCAUGGUAGCACAGUGGUAUCACCAGCAUGCUGUGCAAUGUUUUGCAAAAUUCACCUGCUGCCUUUUCUGCUAGGAUGGGUCUGUUAUUGGCUGGAAUGCAAUUUAUCAUGAUAGGUAUUAAUGUGACAGUUAAAAUGUAUAUUAAUGUUUAGGUUCCGAUUUUGUAACCUUUUUUUGUGAUAAAUCUACUGCUCAGAAUGGCACUACAACUGAGAAGGUUGAACUCUGCAUUCUGUAAGCUGCCCAGUAAUUUAACACUUACUUGACAUAAAAUGGUCCCUAUCCACAACAAGCACAUGAGCAAUUUUAUUAUGCUGUCAUUAAUUUUGGUGACUGUAAUAAGUGAAAAGAACCAAAUAAAGGGAAUACAAGCAAUUCA
This is a messenger RNA of Carcharodon carcharias (great white shark), 4978 nucleotides long. Its product is annotated as casein kinase I. Gene Ontology annotation, molecular function: protein serine/threonine kinase activity; ATP binding. Gene Ontology annotation, cellular component: plasma membrane; cytoplasm; nucleus. Gene Ontology annotation, biological process: peptidyl-serine phosphorylation; signal transduction; endocytosis. The record is from RefSeq and is a predicted model, not a curated record. The transcript has 13 exons. Lineage: Eukaryota; Metazoa; Chordata; Chondrichthyes; Lamniformes; Lamnidae. The coding region runs from base 502 to 1743 and encodes 413 amino acids.